Drosophila busckii is the source of this 592-nucleotide messenger RNA. RefSeq lists its product as uncharacterized. Bases 39 to 557 code for a protein of 172 amino acids. The record is from RefSeq and is a predicted model, not a curated record. The transcript has 2 exons. Lineage: Eukaryota; Metazoa; Arthropoda; Insecta; Diptera; Drosophilidae.
UUAGCGGUGGUUAUACCAAGUUCGCGGACUUUAUAUCAAUGUUUACAUCAAUCAUUGAUAAGGAUUGCGGCUUAUCAGAUGUGGAAAAGUUCCAGCAUUUACGCUCGUGCCUUAAAGGACCAGCUUUGGAUACUGUUUCUUCACUGGAGAUCAGCAGUGCUAAUUACACAAUUGCACUCGACUUGCUGAAGAGGCGAUUUAAUAACAAGCGUCUCAUUUUUCAAUCACAUGUUACUGACAUCUUGAGUUUGAAUCGCAUUGAAUCAUCGUCAGCUGUAAAGCUACGAUCUCUUUCGGACACUGUGAAUGCCAACAUCCGCACGUUGCAGAGUUUGGGCAGUGCUGAGCAGAUUGCUGGAUGCAUCAUCGUGCAUAGUCUGCUUCAAAAGGUAGACAAGGCAACACAGGCCAAUUGGGAGGAAACAACGCCGAUGGACACCAUUCCUACAUGUGAGCAAUUCAUUGAAUUUCUUGAUCGUCGAUGUCAGCGACUGGAAAAUGUGGAACAUGCUAUGGCAACGUAUACGCCUAGCACUAAGAGCACCCCGCAGAUCUAGACGUCUUGACUCCUGCGCAUUUUUGGGCACUGUGC